AAGAUGAAUAAGAUAGAAGUGAGGAAAACCUUUUCAGUUUUUGCAAUUACUGGUCAUUAACGAAAGUAUCGGCUCUUCGUGUAGAGAUAAUUAUAUAUUGUGAAUUUACGUGAAUUGGAAAAUUCCCACUCUUGACAAAAUGGAAGAAUUCGGCAAUAUUUCUAAGAAAAAAUCAAAGUCACAACGAAGACGUGAACGUAAAAAAUUGGAGAAACAACGUCAGCAACAUAUUUUAGAGAGUCAUGUGCAAACAAAUACAUCUUUUAAACAAAAAAAUGACAUUUUACCCCUCAUGUCAAUUCCCCCACCUUUAUGGCUCUCGAACACAAAUGUCUCAAAUAAUGGAGUAUUGGGUGCUAAUCCUUCAGCGCCAAGGAGUAUUAUUGAAAAUUCAACACCAAUAAAUCCAAAAAUGAACAUUGUUCCACUUGGAAUGGAACCAUGGAAUUCAUUAUUACAAACGUCGCUCUUUGUUCCAAUGAUUAUUUUUCCAAACCAAACUGUGUACAAUAUAAACAAUAACAAUAACAACAAUAAUAACAACAGCAACAAUAACAACAACAACAACAACAGUAAUAAUAACAACCUUAAUAACAACAACAGUAAUAACAACAGCAAUAACAACAACUGCAAUAACAACAACAAAAGCAAUAAUAAUAAUAAUAAUCAUCAUCAUCAUCAUAUGAAUGCUUUAGGCAUUAAAAAAACUAAUGUUAUUAAGAAGGCUAAGAAUACGAAAUCAGAAAAUCAACGACUUCGAAGCCGUAAGAGAGCGAUGGAGUACUAUAAAAGAUUGAACGCUGAAAAAGCAGCAAAAGCAGAAAAAGAAGAAAAAGAAAACUCUUUAGUUGUGCCGAAGGAAUUGAAUAUUUCUCAUAUUGUGGAGAAAAAUAAUUCCGAAAUUUUUGAUUAUUUUGCCAAAAAGGAGGAGCCACAGAAGAAAAUUUUAUCACCAAUAAUUAUAAAUCCUCUAUGGAAACCCAUUCAACCAUGGUCCGUAGAACGCGACAAGGAUUAUAAGCCAAUAUUCCAUAGGUUAGGUUUUAAUCCAAUUGCAAAUAUCCGCCAUAAAGGAGUUCAGACACGCAUUAGAAAUAAUGUAUGAUAAAUAUACUUUUUUAGAUUUGUAGAUAUGGGUGCAAUUCUCAAGAAACUGAUUAUUAUUGAGGGAGACAUUUUAUUUAAAGUUUUUUUUUUUUGUAAGAAAUUCGAUGUAAACUCGUGGCCAGAUAUGUCUACUCUUUUUUUUUUGUCCUUUUCUAAUGCAUAUGUUACCAUGACAACACGUGUGUUAAAAAAGGACAAAAAAGUGUAGGCAUAUCUGACAACGAGUGUAUUUUAUCAAGUUCUAUUUAUUGACAUCAAAUAUAGUUAUAUACUUGAAGUGAUCAUGGUAAAUAAUUAUUAUAAAAGCAGUGGGAAGAUUUUUUUACUAAUAAAGCCCUUUAUUUUUUUAAUGACGUUUCCAAAAUAAAACGGAAAAUUAACCUCACAAUUGGUGAUCCAGACACGUAACAUCAAGGGGUACUGAAAUAUUUAUCUUCUAAUGUAUAUAUAUUAUUAAUUAAAUUAUUUACUUUGUAAUUAUCGUAUUUUAAAUUAUAUAAAUAUAUAUAUAUAUA
Molecule: messenger RNA, 1622 nt
Organism: Leptopilina boulardi
Lineage: Eukaryota; Metazoa; Arthropoda; Insecta; Hymenoptera; Figitidae
Product: ras-related protein RabX-like
Exons: 3
Coding region: 140-1105 (321 amino acids)
Source: RefSeq, a predicted model, not a curated record